CCUUGUCGUUUACUCUGCAAUUGUACUCAUUUUCAUUACCAACAAAAACCCAAGAAUCAUCAUCAAAUUUUUUAAAUCUUGGAAACCCCAGAAAUUAUUAACACGAAUUGUUCGGUUUAACAAGAUGGGCGAAGGAAAGGGAAGCAGUCAAUAUGAACACCACCACCAUGAUGAAGAGCAGCCACCGCCGCCGCCGCCGCCGCAGUACGGAACGUUUCAAGGGGUUGCCAACUAUCCUCAGCCGCAGCCGGCGAUGGGGUUCCCCCACCCUGUUGCGCCGCCUGGUGCCUCGGGUCAACCCACUGCUCACUACUAUGCCCAUGGUUAUCAGGCUUCUGUUCCUGGUUAUGCUGUUGUUGAAGGAAGACCAAUAAGAGAGCCUCGUCUUCCUUGCUGUGGCAUUGGAUGUGCGUGGUUCCUGUUCAUAAUUGGCUUCUUUCUUGCUGCUAUUCCUUGGUAUUUUGGUGCCUUUGUUCUACUCUGCGCCAGAUAUGACCACAGAGAGAAACCAGGAUAUGUUGCUUGCACAAUAGCUGCUGUUCUUGCUGCUUUUGCUACCAUAUUUGAUCUGACAUCAGAUAGCUGGUGAUCGAUGCAUAUCUGUUGAAAGCGAGCUAGCUUCCUGUAAAGUCGUUAUUACAGACAUAUGUUUGGGGUUGUAAAAUUAAUUUUAUAUUUAUAUCUAUUUGUUUAUGUACAAACACUUACCUGUUUUGUUGCUAUUUCCUGGCUAUGAAUAACUUUUCGUUUUA
Messenger RNA from Daucus carota subsp. sativus, 752 nucleotides. RefSeq names its product large ribosomal subunit protein eL20z. Lineage: Eukaryota; Viridiplantae; Streptophyta; Magnoliopsida; Apiales; Apiaceae. The transcript has 4 exons. Bases 125 to 589 code for a protein of 154 amino acids. The record is from RefSeq and is a predicted model, not a curated record.